Cylicocyclus nassatus is the source of this 1574-nucleotide messenger RNA. The record is from the annotation of a GenBank genome assembly. Lineage: Eukaryota; Metazoa; Nematoda; Chromadorea; Rhabditida; Strongylidae.
CAAACGACUGAGUGAGUGGCGGGCGCGGAACAGAGCGCGCAAUGACGGCGCGGGCAUGGUGCGAGUAUGGCGCGCACCGAUGCGCUUUGAUGGUCCGGAGGGCUAAAGAAGGAAAAGGCUUUGGGAGGCAUCGAUCGUUCCUCGUUCCGUACGGCAAUCAAUCGGUUUUUCCUGCGCCGGCGGCCGACGCGACGACGACGACGACGUGCACUUCUACACAUGUGUCCGAGUGCACGUCAGCACGCGGUCGAUUUUCAGAUAGCACCGUUCCCUCCCACUCCAUUCUGCUCGACCGGCGUUCUCUCUCAGCGCAGCGUUUCACAGGUAGCGCACAAUGGCUGAAACUAUGGAGAAGAAGAAGGACGUUGUCGACGUCCUCGCCAAGAAGAAGAAGAAUUUCAACGCGAAGAAGUUCUUCGUCGAUUUGCUCACUGGAGGUACAGCCGCAGCUAUCUCAAAAACCGCGGUCGCCCCUAUCGAAAGAGUGAAGCUUCUACUCCAGGUGCAAGAUGCGUCGAAAACCAUUACCGCUGAUAAGAGGUACAAGGGUAUCAUCGACGUGUUGGUCCGUGUCCCCAAGGAACAGGGAUUCUUCUCACUCUGGAGAGGAAACUUCACAAAUGUCAUCAGAUAUUUCCCAACACAAGCUCUCAACUUUGCUUUCAAGGAUACGUACAACGUGAUGUUCUUAAAGGGAGUUGAUAAGAAAAAGCAGUUCUGGAGAUUCUUUGGUGGCAAUCUUGCAGCUGGUGGCGCAGCUGGUGCUACGUCUUUGCUUUUCGUAUAUCCACUUGAUUUCGCAAGAACCCGUCUUGCUGUCGAUAUCGGUAAGGGAAAAACUCGAGAAUUCCAAGGUCUAACCGAUUGCAUAGUGAAGGUGUUUAAAUCUGAUGGACCUAUUGGUCUCUACAGAGGUUUCAUCGUCUCCGUACAAGGCAUCAUCAUCUACCGUGCCGCCUAUUUCGGAAUGUUCGACACUGCCAAGUACUAUAUUGCUUCUGAAGGGAAAAAAUUGAACUUCUUCUUGGCAUGGGCUCUGGCACAGGUCGUGACUGUCAGCUCAGGUCUCACUUCUUAUCCAUGGGAUACCGUGCGUCGACGGAUGAUGAUGCAGUCUGGCAGGUCCGAUGUGUUGUACAAAAACACUCUUGAUUGUGCUACGAAGAUCAUCAAGAAUGAGGGUCUUGCUGCAAUGUACAAGGGAUCACUGUCGAACAUUUUCCGUAGUACCGGAGGAGCUCUUGUGCUGGCCAUCUACGAUGAAAUCCAAAAAUGGAUCAAAAUUGUUUAGACCUAUAGUAAAAAUUUCUAUUGCAUGGUAGGAUUGUUAUUGCUUUAACUCCAAAAGUAUUAGAGAUAGUUUAUCUAGUUUAUCGUUAUCAACUCUUUACUUGUUAAACGUUUUGAUUGGUUUAGCACAUUACAUGUGCGCAUUAGUAGAUGUGUAGGGUUGAGAAGGUGUUGGUAAUGUUGAGGUAAUCAAUUGAACAAGAUACAACUGAGGAAGAAUAUGAGAGUUUCGCGAAUUUGCGAAGUGUAACUUACACAUGCGAACGCUCCAGAGUAAAGUUGUU